Candida dubliniensis CD36 is the source of this 777-nucleotide messenger RNA. RefSeq lists its product as uncharacterized. The record is from RefSeq and is a predicted model, not a curated record. The transcript has a single exon. Lineage: Eukaryota; Fungi; Ascomycota; Pichiomycetes; Serinales; Debaryomycetaceae. Bases 1 to 777 code for a protein of 258 amino acids.
AUGUCUGACGCUGUUGAAAAAGUUAAACAGGCUGUUAAGCCCCAACAACAUUUCAAAUCUAUUACUAUUGAACAUGUUUAUCAUUAUUCAUUUAUUGAAUAUAUCACUCAAUAUUUAUUAUCAAUCCAAAUUGUCAAUUCAAUUUAUAAAUCAUUUAUUUUACCUUUGAUUGAUGUUGUUAAUGUCAAUAUUUUUUCGGUAUCACCAAUAUUUGAUGUUUUAUCAUUUAUUGAUCAAUUGAUAAAUUCUGGUUUGGUCACUUUUGAUAAAUAUUUUUUGGAAAUUCCUAUACAAACAUUGAAUUCAUUUGGUAAAACUUAUGUUACACCAAUUGAAAAUAAAUUGAUUAAUCUUAAUAAUAAAUAUUUAAAUACUGCCAUUGAAGUUAAAACUAGAAGUGAAGGUGAAUUUUAUAAAGUUGUUGAAACUAUUCAAGAAGUUUUAAUCAAUUUAAAGAAUUUUACAUUUAAUAAAUCUAUUGAAAUUCAACAAGAUUUAGUUGCUACUUAUAAUAAAGAAUUACAAUCAACUGAUCCAAAAGGUAAUUUGAUUGGUAAGAAUUUACAAGCUAGUUAUAAUACUGCUUCUAAAACUAUUAAUAAAUUGAAUGAUGAUUAUUUGACUCCAUUGAAAAAUCAAACUCAAGAUUAUGUUGAUCAAUUUGCUAGUCAAACUAAACAACGAGCUGAUGAAUUUAUUAAUGAUGCUAAACAAAAGGUUUCUCCUAAAUUGAAUGAAUUGAAAGAAUCUGCUCCAAUUGUUUCUGCAUCAGCUUGA